This is a messenger RNA of Haliotis rufescens (red abalone), 867 nucleotides long. RefSeq names its product trafficking protein particle complex subunit 2-like protein. Gene Ontology annotation, cellular component: cytoplasm; TRAPP complex; nucleus. The transcript is spliced from 5 exons. The record is from RefSeq and is a predicted model, not a curated record. Lineage: Eukaryota; Metazoa; Mollusca; Gastropoda; Lepetellida; Haliotidae. The coding region runs from base 19 to 435 and encodes 138 amino acids. Gene Ontology annotation, biological process: endoplasmic reticulum to Golgi vesicle-mediated transport.
UCUGCUUCCGUAAACAUCAUGGCGGUGUGUGUGGCAGUGAUUGCGAAGGAGAAUUAUCCCUUGUUCAUCAAGACGAUGCCAACAGAAAAUGAACUCAAGUUUUAUUAUACUGUUCAUACAUCACUAGAUGUUGUUGAAGAAAAGAUUAGCUCUAUUGGAAAAAAUGCCAAUGAUCUGAGGGAGCUGUAUCUUGGUCUGCUGUACCCCACAGAAGAUUAUAAAGUUUAUGGCUAUGUCACCAACACCAAAGUGAAGUUUGUUGUGGUUGUGGAGUCAUCCAACCUCACCCUGAGGGACAAUGAUAUUCGAGGGAUGUUCCGGAAGCUCCACCACGGCUACGUCGACAUGCUGUGCAAUCCCUUUUACAACCCUGGAGAAAAUAUCACAUCCAGGAAUUUUGAAAAUGUUGUGAUUUCCAUGAUGCAACAAGAAUAGACUCACAACAAUCGUUACCCUGUGAGGGAUCAGCAUCAAGAAGCCAUAAGUAUACAUUCCUACAGAUCGUGGGAGUCAAGUGAAGCGGAGUUAAUGUGACAGGCAAUGCAUCAGAUCCAACUGUGUGGGAUGUCUCCUGGCUGCAUGUGGUUGCUGGCUGGUUCAGUGAGCUGUCUGUAGAUUCAAUCUGUUGUAUCAGUAGCUACUUGCACAACAGCUGUGGGAUUUUAAAAGAUGAUGAUGUUCCGAUUUACCAAAUAACCCACAUUUCCGUGCCUGUUUUUCUCAGCAUGCUCAGUGGUACUAUUUAUGAGUGAGUGAGUUGGGUUUAACGCCGCUUUUAACAUUAUGCCAGUUAUAUCACGGCGUGUCAGCUUAAUGUGGUAGGAAAGCCCGAAGUGAUGCAGGUCUCGGACAUUUACCACUUCGGUG